ACAUGUGGUUGGAAGGCUAUUUUUUUGUGCUCAUACUGUUUCUCUGGAACCAGGAACAAUGUCCUGAACUUCCAAACCAAAUUUUGGAAGGGGGAGUCAGAGACUCUUUUGGCGUUGUUAAACUCAUAGGAGGUUAAUCAUUUUAGGACAUUAUAAAAAGAUUUUAUUGUUUUGUAAGUUAUUUGGAGGCAGUAUAAAAGAUCUUUUUUUUUGUAGAUAAUCUGUCCAUGAGAACUGAGAGCCUAUCUUACUCCAUCCAGAAUGAAAUUCAGUGGAAUGCAAGGACUUGCAAAUUUAGCCUCUGAAGAAGGAAGGGCAAGGAGAGAAUAAAAGACUGAGCUAUGAUAGCAACUGGUGGGGUGAUAACUGGCCUGGCUGCCUUGAAAAGGCAGGACUCUGCCAGAUCCCAGCAUCAUGUCAACCUCAGCCCAUCACCUGCAGCCCAGGAGAAGAAACCUGUCAGGCGUCGACCUCGGGCCGAUGUUGUGGUGGUUCGAGGCAAAAUCCGGCUUUAUUCCCCAUCUGGCUUUUUCCUCAUUUUAGGAGUUCUUAUCUCCAUUGUAGGAAUUGCAAUGGCAGUCCUUGGAUAUUGGCCCCAAAAAGAACAUUUUAUUGAUGCCGAGACAACAUUGUCAACAAACGAAACUCAGGUCAUCCGGAACCAAGGUGGUGUGGUGGUUCGCUUCUUUGAGCAGCAUUUGCAUUCGGAUAAAAUGAAAAUGCUUGGCCCUUUCACAAUGGGGAUUGGCAUUUUCAUUUUCAUUUGCGCUAACGCCAUUCUUCAUGAGAACCGUGAUAGAGAAACCAAAAUCAUACACAUGAGGGAUAUCUACUCCACAGUCAUCGACAUCCACACGCUAAGAAUCAAGGAGCAAAAGCAUAUGAAUGGCAUCUACACUGGUUUAAUGGGAGAAACAGAAGUAAAACAGAAUGGGAACUCCUGUGCUUCCAGACUGGCAGCAAAUACCGUUGCUUCUUUCCCAGGUUUUAGGAGCAAUUUUCGGAUGGACAGCUCUGUUGAGGAGGAUGAGCUGCUUGUGCUAAAGGAAAGUAAGAGUUGUGGGCAUCUUAGGCCACCUUUGCUCUCUGACAGCUCUGCCUCUGUUUGUGGCCUCUAUCCACCUCCUUCCAAGACAAGUGAUGAGAAGACCAGUGGCCCUAAGAAAUGUGAAACCAAAUCAAUUGUGUCAUCCUCCAUCAGUGCUUUUACACUACCUGUGAUCAAACUAAAUAACUGUGUUAUUGAUGAGCCUAGUAUAGAUAACAUCACUGAGGAUGCUGAUAACCUCAAAAGUAGGUCAAGGAAUUUGUCAAUGGACUCCCUUGUGGUCCCUUUGCCCAAUGCCAGUCAGUCUUUCCAGCCAGUCAGUAUGAUGCUCCCAAGGAAUAAUUCCAUUGGGGAGUCAUUGGCAAGUCAGUACAAGUCCUCUGUGGCCCUUGGACCUGGGGCUGGACAGCUCUUGUCUCCUGGGGCUGCUAGAAGACAGUUUGGGUCCAACACAUCCUUGCAUUUGCUCUCAUCACACUCAAAAUCCUUAGACUUAGACAGGGGUCACUCCACCCUAACUGUUCAGGCAGAGCAACGGAAACAUCCAAGUUGGCCUCGGUUGGAUCGAAGCAACAGCAAAGGAUAUAUGAAACUGGAGAACAAAGAGGACCCGAUGGAGAGGUUGCUUGUGCCCCAAGCUGCAAUCAAGAAAGACUUUACCAAUAAGGAGAAACUUCUUAUGAUUUCAAGAUCUCACAAUAAUUUGAGUUUUGAACAUGAUGAGUUUUUGAGUAACAACUUGAAGCGGGGAACUUCUGAAACAAGGUUUUAAUGUUAAAAUAUAUAUAUAUUAUUUUAAAAGGCUAUCUACUUUGAACCUAUUUCCCCCAGCAUUUCCUUGUUAAAGCAUUGGUUAUAAGCCUUUUUAAUCAAAUGGUUUGUAGUGUAUUAUUAGACCUGGCUGCUUAAUUCUGUAAUGGGGGUGGCUAUAUGUUUGGAUUACUUAUGAUUACAGUACUCUAUAUUAUUACAUAUGAUUUUAUUUUUCCUAUUCCUUUGAAAGCAUGAUCUCUUUUAUUAGUAUGAAUACAAAAUACUUCCAUCCAAAUUAAAGUUUCUUUUCUUUACUUUAAAGUUCUUGCGUCAAUGAUCAUAUUCAUAGAGCAGAGUGUCCAGUUUGGAAAAGGCAGGGUACGAAAGUGUGGGCCAGAAGUACCAAAUUUAGGCCCCAGAUUCAAUGUAUAUUUAUAAAUGAGUAUGAAUGCAAAUCUUAGGUGUGAUUUUCUGAAUAAUUGCUUUUAUACAGGAUUGUUUUAAUUAUUUAAAAGGAAGUUCUAGCUUCUGUGCAAGGUGACAUAUAUGAACUGGUUCAAUUAGUUUAGUUCCUUGUGAACUAAUUUGAUAAGAAUUGCUUAAGUUGAUUGUGACGAGUACCCUGAGCUCUAGAUAGACAGUAUUUUUUUUUCAACAUCAGUUCUAUUUUAUUGAUAAUUUAUUAAGAAACCAUUUAUUGAAGAGCCAAGGCUGAGAAUGCCAGAUAGUCUUAGGGGUAGAUAUCAAAAUGCUAUUAGCUAUAACUUUAGAUACUCAGAAUCGAAAUUUCUUUGCAACUGACUUGACAAAUGAAUGAACCAAUUUAGUGUUUAGAAGUGCUACCUUGAAAUAACUAUAUAUAUGAAGAAAAUGUUGAGUAAUGAAUGAAAAUAUAUGCUAGUUAGUGCUAACUAGUCUCAGUACCUUUUCUUAACCACGUCUGUUAUCAUCCAAUAUCCACUCAUUCCCAUAUCCUUGUCUUCCACCAAUAUUUUUUAGAUCCUGUUAUUUGGAAAAUAAUCAGGUAACCUUGACAUUUCUUUUAUCUUCGCAUAUCACUAAGUUGGUGAUUGAAGAAAAUUUAGUCCUUGAUCCAUUGCCUUGAAAUUUACCUUGUGCUGGAAAGCCUUAUGAUAACUCCAAAGACUUUCUUAUGGUGUAAUAAAUGUAUAGGAUUGUGGUUCUCGGUUAUUGAAGAUAAUAAAUAUUAAAGUGGAUUUUUCCAUCAGAAAAUUUUCAUGUUUUCCGUUAAGGUAACAUAAUUUUUAAAAAUAGUUUAAUGGAAUACUCAGGAAAUUUUACAGGUUUUUCCCAAUGCCUAAAUGUUUCUGAACAUCAGAGUUGCAGUUGUUGGGAGAGAAGAAGGAAGAUAGCUCUGUAUUUGUAGCUUCCCCCAAUUCUACCUUGUAUUAGCAUCACGAGCUUCCCUGAACUGAGGCACAGUGUUUCUUGUUAGAACAUCAAGCCUGUGUGUUGUAACAGAGUGGGCUUAAUAUUUUACCAUAAAGCAUUUAAUAAACCUCCAGUGAAUACCAGU
Molecule: messenger RNA, 3338 nt
Organism: Vicugna pacos (alpaca)
Lineage: Eukaryota; Metazoa; Chordata; Mammalia; Artiodactyla; Camelidae
Source: RefSeq, a predicted model, not a curated record